Lineus longissimus is the source of this 5202-nucleotide messenger RNA. RefSeq lists its product as uncharacterized. Bases 2 to 4522 code for a protein of 1506 amino acids. The record is from RefSeq and is a predicted model, not a curated record. NCBI's taxonomy places the organism in Eukaryota, Metazoa, Nemertea, Pilidiophora, Heteronemertea, Lineidae. The transcript has 26 exons.
AAUGCAGAAAAAUAAGAAGGCUUUGAAUAAUCCUCCUCUGAAGAAGGAGGUACCAGACCGGUCGGAUCAGAGGCCGUAUGCCACAAUAUGGAUGGACUCGUGCUACCAGGAGACACUCCUGCCCGAUCUGUCUUGGACCAAGGUCGAGCCAAGGGUUUGCGAGAUGCUGGCUCGGAAGAUCCAAAAGCAGCAGAGUCAACCUGAGAGGAUGCAGAUGAUAUUUGAAUUGGUCGGCCCAGAGUUUAAGAAGGAGUAUUUCCCCAGUGAACCAUAUCAGCCAUCCCUACUGGAAACUCCCCACAUGAAUGCCGAACAGAAAGAACGGUUACGUUCUGAAGCACAGGUUUGGUUGAAUAGUCAAGCAUACCGAGCUGCCAAGGAAAGUGGAUGUGGCCGAGUCCUGCCGGGGACAGAACCCACGGAUGAUCUGUGUGAUGAGCAGAUGAGAUUCCUGCAGAACGUAUUUGAUAUCUUUGUGAAGGGCUUGGAUCGUCACCUGUAUAAAAAUGAACAGGAGGUCAUGAAAAAAAAGAAGAUCCAGGAAGAAGAGGAGAAAAAGAAGAAAAAGGUUACAGAAGAUAAGAGUCGUGUGCAGGUUCUUGCAGUGCGGAGAGCAUCCAUGUUGAGUGCCAUGUCAUCUGCUUAUAGUAGGAAGUCAACACCAUUUUAUGACAAGGUCACACGAAUUGGUGGAGAUGAGCCUGGAUACUAUAGCGAUCAGACGGAGGCUGUGGGUGACUGUGUGAAGAGCAUCCUGCAGCGGGACCCCAGGAGAUUUGUUGAUGUUUCACGGAGGCUUCAUGGAAGACAGAUGCCUGGUUCGCUGAGGUCGUAUAUGUGGCUGGAUGUUUUGUUUAAAAAUGAUAGGGAGAGGCUCAAAGAAGGGAACGUUGAGAAGAUCGUGCGUGAGAGGUUUGGAAGGGCUGUUGCACGAGGUGUGGGAGACUUGAAAAUGAAACGAGCUACACAUUCACCGAUUGCUGGUCUGAUUGAGAAUGCUGUGGUUGAGAGUUAUGCAAAAACUUUGUCCAUGCAGCCAUACAACUUUGAGAAACAUUUAGUCGAUACUGCCAGGGCUCUAAACAUCCUUUACUCAUAUGAUAGGACCUAUGAACCUUAUCUUAUCCACUGGUUGUUUCCCAUGCAAGUUGCAUUCAAGGAACAAAGUCAUGCAGGUGAACAUGUGUACGAGUUGGCCAUGUACUUAGAUCUCCUCAAUCAGAACUGUUUCCCUUCCUGGCCAAAGAUCUUUGCAAUGGCUGAACAGACCUUGGACAUCUUGGAGCAGUUCGAUCCGGAGUUCCACAGGCAUCUGAGGACUAUUGCACAGACUGAUGCAAAUAUCAAUUCCAAGGAGUUCAUGGUCUACCUGAUCCAUCAGGAGAAGGAGAAGGCCCAGGAGAUACUCAAUGCCAAGCAGGAGGUUGCACCAGAUACACCCAGAUCAAAGGAAUCCUUGGCGCUGUCACGACCGCUGCUGGCAGAUCCCCUCGUCUUCUUGAGGAAGUGGAUUGGAGAGGGUUUUGUGAGUGUACUUGAUACGCCAGCCGUGAUGUUUUUGUGGGACCAGAACUUCAUGCAGCUGUGGCAAGGUCAUGCCAUGGAGAAUAUGUGCCUUUCAUUACUCAUGUUGCUGCGCCACAAAUUUAUGGAGGCUAACAAUUAUGCAACCAUGAAGGACGUGUUUUUGAAUGGUCCAUGCUGUCUUUACACUGCCGACAUCCAGCGGGCCUGGAUCCAUGUCGAGAUGGGACAGAACCUGAAUGGAGUGCCAUAUCUAAACAGACAGAGACCAAUAACCCCGCCUCCCACACCAGGACUCAGUCCCACACCUGUACCAGGAGCCACAAUUGUCGAAGGUCCACUAAUGGCUGUUGGUCUAAAGGACAUCAAUGUCAAGCUGGUCAUUCCGGAAAAGGCUUGGAGAAAUGAGAACUGGAUGAGACAGUUUAACCCCUCAAGGUUGAAACUGAUGUGCAAGGUCUACUUCGGCCAGUACAAGCUCGACAUGAAGAUAACCCACCAGGUGCCAUAUCUAACCGAAGGUGACAACACUCCACGCGGAAGCAAGAUAUUCUCCCUGGAUUUCACUGCGGAUAAGAUUGAAUUCCAUGACCUAGAUGCCUCACAGUACACAUUGAAAGCAGAUAGCUAUCCAUAUGCCAUUUUGAGAGUGGAUUAUCUUCAGCUGCAUGGGGAUAGAAAGUUGUCUGUCUCUCAUACUGCACUUGGUUGGGCAAAGAUACCCUUGUACUCUAAAGAGAGAAGACAAGCAAACCAACAACAGCCAGCACCAAAUCAGGCUGGGCCACAGACUCCUGGUCAGACUCCAGGAAGAACAGGGAACACACCUCGGCAAACCUCUGUCCAAGGUCCCACCCCCCAACAACGGCAAACUCUCACAUCCCGGCAGCAGCCUUCAGCAGCAACAGCUCAGAGAACACCCACACAACAAGGCAACUUGACCAGUAGACCCACCCCCUAUGGACAGAGCGCGCAGAACAGCCCUGCACCUGGAGGUCACUUGGAGCACAUGUGGGUUGGUUCAUGGGGUCACUGGACCUACCCACUGGAAGCUGGAGAUGUACCAGACUCAGUGCUACAGGUGCCAUCACGGCCUCCUACAACUACAUCAGGGAUCAUCAACCAAGGAUCGGAGAUAGCCUGUGUCAUCUAUGAUCCACAAAUACCAGAAGUGCCACCAUCCCCGAUUGUGGCACCCAAGACUCCUGUCAAAACACCAGCUUCUUUACCGACACCAAUUCCUACGCCAAAAACCAGGGAGCCAACUCCUCGGGUUGAGGAGCGUGAACCAACACCGGAUGACCGAGCGUGGGUCCCGCACAAAGCAGGAGCUGCCAAGAAUGACCCUGAACCAAUGGAUCUCAAUAGUACCUUUGAUAUUUAUGUGGAUAUGGUCAGAUUUAUACCGGAUUUGGCCAGCAUUAUCAAGGUUACUGGAAGAGUGCUGAGGACAGGUGAAAUAGCCAAGACCCCCGACAUCCUGACCUUCCCAGAGAUUCCCAACGACCCAAGAAGUCCCAAGUUCAAAUAUAAACUAACCAUAAAUGAGAUGAAGAAAAAUAUGGACCCGAAUGCAGUGAUUUUGUUGAGGGUUUAUACGGUACAGAAUAAUGACCAGGACCUUGUUGUAAUUGGGAGCUGUUUGAUUGGGCUCUGCAAUAACGAGGGAAAGAUAAAGACAGGUGGCUACCAGCUACGUCUUCAUAGUGGGAUGCCAGAGCUGCCUCAGGGAAUAGCAGGGCUGGUGCCUGGUGACCUUGACAGCAAGCCCAACAUACCAUGUGCGUCGGUGCUGGUUAGGAUUCUACCCCAUGCUACGAAGCACUUACCAGCCCCAGAGUACAGGACUUGCUACUACCACUCGGAUGAUGCACAACCUACUCAGACAGAGUGGGGUAUCUUUAACAGCUACCUCAGCGAUACGCAGUAUCCAAAGGAUUAUCUCGAGUUGGUGAAAACUGUCAAGUAUGCUGACCGGGAUGGUUCUGGUACGACCCACCAUAUUGCGAUCAGCUUCCUCCCACAGCGUCUGGAUAACAAGAAAUACCUACCUCCACAGAAGCCGGCUAAUCAGCUUGACCUUGGCAUUGCGGUCAGAUACCGCCAGGAAAAGGGAAUGAUGAUAUCUAUCCAGAAAGCAUUUGGCUUGGAUGGUGUUGAUGUCUACACCCAGUGCUUUGUCAAAGAAGUCAGGAAUGCUCCGCCAAAGAAGUCUGCAACUCCAGAUGGUGACUCGCUGCGAUUUUUAACUGAAAAAAUGGAGUAUGACUCUCCACAGAAGGCACCGUUGUGGGUUGACAGCGCCGUGACUGGUAAUCCUGUCUAUAGAAAGAACAGCUUCCUGUACAUUCAAGUGUACUGUAUGAAGUUCAAGUACACCCCAAAUGCAUCUCACAGCCAACCCGGGAAGCUGACCAGUGUUAAUGGGCAACAGUUUGACCUAGCUGCAGAUUCUGAUUGGUUUUGGACUGCUGUCCCGAUGUAUAAAUGGGAGUCGACACACAGUGGUAUCCAUACUGUGCCACUCUUCAAGGGAAGGAUAUCGCCCGAGUUGAAGGCCAAGUUCCUUGAGAACGGCGUGGAGGAAACGAUCUUCAAGAAUGACUGGGAUCAGGCCACUGUCCAUCCGACUGCUGGACUAAUUGUCAAACUCUUGGAUAAGCAAUAUGAGAAGGAAGAUGAAUUUCCUAUCCAACCACUGCCGCAACACAAACUCAUUGAUGCCCUUGGCAACGCGGCACCCUAUCUUGCUGCAAUGGACGAUAUGUCGGGCAAGAAAAUCCAUGAUUUGGUUGUGGAUUCUCUGGAACCUAAGUACCGCAAACUCGGGGCCAGUGGGGAAACCUACCUUGUGGAGCAGAAGUUUUAUUCCCAACUUGCUGUGGCAGCUUUCAAGGAACAAAUUGAGGAAGUGGAGGGACCGAUGCCAGACCUCAACCAGGGACAUCAGUCACCCCAAAAUAUACUGUCAGUGUCGCAGGAUGAUGCAUUCAACUAAACUUCAUGGCCAGGGUCGGAUUUAGCGAAUUUGGGAGGAAAGGUGUUGUUUCAUCCUCUCAGAAAUAUGGCCUUCAUGCCUGUGGAGCAGACUUUGCUGCAGUAACUGAUAUUGUGGAGAUCCUUCAAUGCUAAAUUCAAUCAUGACCAGGACAGUCAUUGAACAGGAAUAUUUUGUUAUGUGUCGUUAUAUUCUCUUUCUCUUCUGUUGAUUGAUUGUAAGGGAAGAAGACUGUGUGAUGUCAGACAAUGUACCGGUCAUGCUGUCGCACUUUGAAUGCACCCCUAUGAUGAAAUCAUGAACAGAUUUGUCAAAUAUGGGAUUUGAAAUGUGAUCCAGAAUGUGUAUAUUGACUUAAUUUAUGCCAAAUUGCCUCAUGCUAAGACUAAUAGGACUAAACACAUAGGAUAGCCUUUAGUUGCCAUUUCACAAAACCGUGGAAUUAACUGGACGUAAAUAUGAGUACCCUGGACUUCAUUCCUUAUAGAUAGAUGUUCAUUGUACGUGUAGUUCUUCGAUCAUGCAGUUACUUUUGUUAUGGAGAUUAAUGGGUUGUCAUGCAAAUCAUGUUUCCAAAGAGUUCGAUCUCAGAUAUUUGUUUGUAAAUACUGUGUACGUCGAUGUCUGUUAUGUGUAGGUAGAAUGUUUCUAAUAUAACAUGAAAUAAAAUGUCAGUUUGU